AUGAAACGCCUAUCCUUUGCUAGAGUUUGCGUUGAGAUAUCGGCAAAAUUGGAGAGAUGCGAGGAAGUAGAAGUAUGGGUGAAUGACAAAUCUUUCUCGGUUUCGGUUCUCUAUGAAUGGAGACCCAAUUCGUGUGCCAAAUGCUUUGCUUUUGGACAUAACUGCUUAGCAAACGAGGAGCUGAAGCAACCUCUGGCUACUGAUGCUGUCACGAACAGGAAGAAAAACCAGAAUACAGGCCAGAAGGAGAAGGGCGAAGUAGCACCACCAAUCUCGGCCUUAAAGGCUAAGGUAAUAGAAGAUCCAUCUUCUCAAAAUGCUUCUAAAGAUCUGAGGACUCAGAAGCAAGGAAUUGAAACCGACUCAAUGGCUCUAGUAGUCUCUAAUCAAAAUGAUGCUGCAGUAGCUCUAUCUUCGGAGGAAGAAUCGAAGGAUGAUGCAUGUGCGGUAAGUAGCAAUGGCAGUGGUGGGGAUGCGGAAUCUGCGGUUUACCCCAAUGAUCCUCAUCUUGGAACUAAGGUCCCUCCCAAUCAGAAGAAUGCUCCUAAGGCUACUGCAUUGGCUACUCCCUCUAGUGCUCCGAAGGGGUCGAAUAGAAGGAGGCCUUUUCGACGUCGGGGCCUCGGUGACCCCGUUAAACAAGACGACGUUAGAAAUUUUGUCAGGUCCAAUAAUCUCUGCUGUGUUGGAAUUAUUGAGACUAAGAUCUCCUCUGCUGCUUCUAUUUCGGUGGCUUUAGCAUUAUUACCGGGAUGGAGUUGGGUUAAUAACUAUAGCCAUUCCCAUAAGGGGAGAAUUUGGGUGGGGUGGAACCCCAGGGAUGUCGAUUUUUUGGUUAAUGCUGUGUCGGUGCAAGCCAUCCACAGUAGGCUGCUCUGGUUGGUUUCGGGCAAAGUUCUGUUUUUGUCGGUUGUCUAUGCUGAACAUCGGUUUAAUUCUAGACGACCGUUAUGGGAAGAUCUUAUUCAAACAAGUGGUACUCUCUCAUCUGUGCCUUGGAUUGUGGCUGGAGAUUUUAACGCCAUCCAAGACCCUUCGGAUAGAGUUGGAGGCACUAAUGCAUGGAUCCCGGCUUUUGAUGAAUUCCGUGAUUGUCUAGUUCAAGCUGGUCUGGAUGAUCUGCGUUUCACGGGGUUUAGAUACACAUGGUCUACCUCGUCGGGAAUCAAUAGAAAACAGAGGAAAAUAGAUAGGGUGCUAGUAAAUGGUUGCUGGAACUCGGUUUUCUCCUUUUCGGAAGCCGCUUUCUUACCGCCAGGUAUUUCGGAUCAUACGCCUAUGGUUAUUAAGGUUAUGCCGACCCCUAGGUCUUCCAAGCCAUUCAAGUUCUUUAAUUUUUGGAUGUCCCACCCGGAGUUCUCUAGAAUGGUUACGGAAAGGCUAGACAGGCCCUUUAAGCUACUCAGGAUGCUAUGCAAGCGGAUCCGCUCAGCUCUUCUCUUGCUGAUACAGAAAAGCAACAGCUUCAAGCAUUUGCAGAGCUUCGUCUCCAGGAGGAAUCUUUCUACCGGCAAAAAUCUAGAUGGAGAUACCACUACCUCGGAUCCUUCGGAAGUUCAAAAGGUGUUUGUUGAUCAUUUCCAGAAUCUUCUUGCUGCCUCACCUACCUCCGGAUGCCCUGUAAAGGAGGAGAUCCAGGCGGUGCUCAAUCACUUGCUGGUAGAGGAGCAGGUUCGUUUUUUAUCCUCUCCUAUUUCGGAUGAUGAAAUCAGGAAUACUCUGUUCUCUCUUGCAACUGGAAAAGCCCCUGGGCCCGACGGUUUUAAUGUGGAAUUCUUCAAACGCUCCUGGGAUAUUGUUGGUGCUUCGGUUAUCAUGGCAGUUAAGGAUUUCUUUGUAACGGGUGAGCUGUUAAAGCAAAUCAAUACCACCAUUAUUGCCCUUGUGCCCAAGAUCCCUAAUGCCUCGACUGUCCAUGACUUCAGGCCAAUUGCAUGCUGCAAUACCAUAUAUAAAUGUAUAACCAAGCUCAUUGCUAACCGCUUGGCUCGUGUGUUACCCUCCAUUGUUAGCUUGCCCCAAAAUACAUUUGUUAAGGGGAGACAUAUUAGUGAUAACAUCUUGCUUGCUCAUGAGCUUUUUAGUGGAUUUCAUCAUGAUCCUUACCGAGCCAAAUGCAUAAUUAAGGUCAAUUUUACAAAGGCCUACGAUACGGUAAGCUGGGAAUUCAUAGAAGUCUGUCUUCAAGCUUUCGGGUUCCCUCAGAUUUUUGUUGAUCGUAUUAUGAUUUGUAUUAGAUCCCCUAAGUUCUCUAUAUGCUUAAAUGGGGAGCUUCACGGAUUCUUUGCUAGCGGGAGAGGUAUCCGACAAGGCGAUCCGAUGUCUCCCUAUAUAUUCACGCUUGUGAUGGAGGUAUUUACUGGAUUAUUGGAUAGGCGAACAAGCCGGCCCGAGUUUGGCUUCUUCUGGAGGUGCAAGUCGACUAAGCUGUCCCACCUAUUCUUUGCUGAUGAUGUCUUCUUAUUUUUUGAAGCCACCUUGGCUUCGGUUGGACUGUUGAAAGACGGAAUUGAAUCAUUCUCCAACUGGAGUGGAUUGGUUCCGAAUCUGAACAAAAGCGAAGUAUUUCUCUUAGGUGGAUCGUCUGGUCUUCGGAAUGACAUCUUAAGUAUGCUCGGAUUCCAGGUUGGUUCCCUUCCCUUCCGUUAUCUUGGUGUUCCUGUUAUAUCCAAAAGAUUAGGGAAGGCAGAUUGUGUUACAUUGGUUAAUGGGAUAACGGCUUGUGUCCAAUCUUGGACCCAUAGAUUCUUGUCUUUUGCUGGUAGACUUUAG
Messenger RNA from Eucalyptus grandis, 2772 nucleotides. RefSeq lists its product as uncharacterized. NCBI's taxonomy places the organism in Eukaryota, Viridiplantae, Streptophyta, Magnoliopsida, Myrtales, Myrtaceae. The coding region runs from base 1 to 2772 and encodes 923 amino acids. The record is from RefSeq and is a predicted model, not a curated record. Gene Ontology annotation, molecular function: catalytic activity. The transcript is spliced from 5 exons.